AUGUCAGAUUACUCCGACCGUGCCGCUACGGAGAGGGAACCGCUGGUAGGGGACCGCUCACAUUCGCCGACGCAGUACGUCCCCGGCGACGAUUCCAUUGAAAAUGGGUAUCCGAUGCCGAGAUUAAGAAGACGUGGGAGUACCAUUUCUUCAAUCGCGAGUGGAUACAAUGCUAUCAGAGAACAUAUGGACAAGAGGAAGUUUGUAUCCUUGGUCAUCACCAGCAUUGUGAUUUAUUUAGGAUUUGUGGCCCUGUUCGCACCAAGAACGUCACUCUCACGGGAUUUCAGAAGAUGGCAUUCCUCUAAGUUGACCACGGCCGAGGUGUUUAGAAUCUAUUUGAACGCCUUGCAGGACGAAAAUAGGAUCAAAAAACAUGUUCAUUCACUUACUGAAGGCAAUACAAACAGUUUGGACUAUAUGCUCCAGCAGUUCCAUGAGUUAGGGUAUAGACCAAAGUUGGAAAACAUUUACCCCUGGAUAACUCAACAUGUGGAUACUCAACUGAAACUCAUCUCCGGGGGGGAAACCAUCUGGGAUGCACCGUUGAUAGAGGAUUGCAACGAAAGCUCUGCUUGUAUCGCUCAUAACAACCAUACAGCAACGACAAAGGGAUUCCACUACUACGCCCCUAACGGGAACGUAACUGCACAAUAUGUGUAUUGCAAUUAUGGGACAUUGGAAGAUUACGAAACGUUGCUGCAAAACGGUAUCGACAUCGACGGGAAAAUUCAUAUAGUACGGUAUGGAGAUAUCAACAGGGGACUCAAAGUGAAAAAUGCUCAGUUAUACGGUGCUUCUGCCGUCAUAAUGUACACAGACCCUUACGAUGAUGGACUAAUAACAGAAUCAAAUGGAUAUACACCGUUCCCCAAAGGGCCAGCAAGAAACCCUACUGCGAUUGAACGAGGAACCGUAGAGUUUUUCACUGAGUCUCCAGGUGACCCAACGACUCCAGGUUACUCUUCAAAGUUCCCAGAUACAGAACGUCAUUCUCCAGCAGGAAAAUUCUCGAUGAUACCUUCCAUACCGGUCAGUGCAAGAGAUAUUCAACCCAUCUUAGAAAAGUUGAACGGAUGUGGCAAGCAGUUGGGAUCCAGGGGAAAUAUCUAUGGAUUCCGUUAUUUUAGCGGUCCAUCUCCGGAAGAUAUUCAAGUCCAACUCUACAACGAACAGAACACUUCUAUUGUGAAAAUGACCAAUUUGGUAGUGGAUAUCCCAGGGAUAUUUGCUGAUGGGGAAACAAUUAUCGGCUGUCAUAGGGACACAUGGUCUCUAUCAAAUACGGGGGAGUCAGCUAGCGGCUGUGCUAUUCUCUUGGAAAUAGCUAGCGGGAUGAAAACGUUAUUGCAUAAAGGGUGGAAACCGUUAAGACCAAUAAGGUUUGUUAGUUGGGAUGGUGAGGAAAACGGAAUGCUAGGAUCCACCGAGUACAUAGACGAGCACUCGGAUGUUUUACAGAGAAGUGCAUUGGCUUAUCUCAAUCUAGACAAGGCGGUUACCGGGUCACAAUUUACCGUAGCGGCGCAUCCCUUGUUAGAAAAUGUCAUUAAAACGGCAGCAAGGUACACAAAUUUUAAAGGGCAGGACGAUGUCACAUUGCAUGAUGAAUGGACUAGAACAUCCAACGCAACUGUUGACCACUUAAAUGGAGACUCAGACUAUCUCGGCUUUCAAUACCAUUUGGGUAUUCCUUCCGCGUCAUUCAAUUUUGCACAAAAUAAUUCUGGAGAUGCCAUUUACCAUUGGCAUUCGCUUUUCGAUUCAGUACAAUUUGUAGAAGACUUUAUUGACGGUGACUACAAAUUGCAUAAUACUCUGGCUACAUUUACUGGGAUAGUAGCAUUGAUGAUGAGUGAAAACGAACUGAACAACUUUAAAACACAUUCCCUUUUCGAGAUACUAUAUGAAAAAUAUAGUUACCUAUACGAAGGGAUUUUGAACGCUUUCCCACAUGACAACGAGUUACAGAAAUUGGCGGAUUCUUUGUCUACCACUGUUGAAAUAUUGGCUAAAAUGGAUAGUGUAAGGUUUGACUCGAAAAAUAAGAAACUAGCUAGAGACUGUGUCCAAGAUUAUCCUGUUUGGGCCUUACUAACUAAACUCAAGCUAUAUCUGAACCUUUUGAGAUCGAAUAAUAAACUGAAGCAAAUAGAUAGAUUAUUUGUCACUAAGAUUGGGUUAAACGACAGAGAAUGGCUAAAGCAUAGCGUAUUUUCCCCUAAUAAAUACACUGGAAUUCAAGGUUGUACCAUUCCUGGUAUUUAUGAGGCCUUGAUUGAGACAGACAGGGAUCAAGUACACCAAUGGCUUAUUUUGUUGUCCACGCAGUUAAAUAACAUGCGCUAUUUAUUAUUAUAA
Huiozyma naganishii CBS 8797 is the source of this 2361-nucleotide messenger RNA. It is a transcript of the gene VPS70, whose product is annotated as putative zinc metalloprotease. The transcript has a single exon. Gene Ontology annotation, molecular function: carboxypeptidase activity. The record is from RefSeq and is a predicted model, not a curated record. The coding region runs from base 1 to 2361 and encodes 786 amino acids. NCBI's taxonomy places the organism in Eukaryota, Fungi, Ascomycota, Saccharomycetes, Saccharomycetales, Saccharomycetaceae.